AGCUCGUAUAAAUAGAGUAAAUAUUAUGAUAUAUCCAACUGUAGAGAGCAGUGUAAUACUAAUUGGAUGGACUGACUAUAUUUAAGCCUGAACUCCUCCUCCAACCUAAGUGUGGCAGGCAUAAGUCUCUUCUGCAUUCCUGACUUACAGCCUAACCCAAGAAUGCUGAGAUACGCCACUCCCCUCCUCUUCUCUUGUCGCAUCCCGCCUUCCAUCAAAACACUCGCUCCACUUCCCAGCCUCUCUUUUUUACCAAUUCCCGAUCCCAAACGCCCGCCACCUGUUUGUAGAUAUUCCUCUUCCACCUGCAAUUCUCCGAACCCGCCUCCUCCGCCCCCCACCUCCGCUUACGUACACCUCCCCUUCUGCCGCCGCCGCUGCCACUACUGCGACUUCCCCAUCCUCGCCCUCGGCUCCUCCGCCGCCGACGCCGCCGCCGGAGACGACGACGACGACCCGCGUAUAGCUAACUACGUGCGCCUCCUCCUCCGGGAGAUCGAGGCCACGCCCAAGCCCGGAUCCGGCGACGAACCACCUCUCCAAACGGUGUUCUUCGGCGGGGGCACGCCGUCGCUCGUGCCCCCGCGCCUCGCCGCCGCCGUGCUCGGCGCCCUGCGCGCCCGGUUCGGCGUCGCCGCGCGCGCCGAGGUGUCGAUGGAGAUGGACCCGGGCACGUUCGACGGGGGGAAGCUGAGGGAGUUCGUGGAGCUCGUGGGCGUGAACAGGGUGUCGCUCGGGGUGCAGGCGUUCCAGGAGGAGCUGCUGCGCGCGUGCGGGCGCGCGCACGGGGCGGCCGAGGUGCGGGAGGCCAUCGGGAUCGUGCGGCGGUGCGAGGGGCUGGAGAAUUGGAGCAUGGAUCUGAUAUCGUCGCUGCCGCACCAGACGGCAGAGAUGUGGGCGGAGAGCAUGCGGUGCGCCGUCGACGCGCGGCCGACGCAUGUCUCGGUUUAUGAUCUGCAGGUGGAGAAGGGGACAAAGUUUGGGCAACUAUACACUCCGGGAGAGUUUCCUCUUCCGACAGAAAGCCAGUCGGCGAACUUCUACAAGAUGGCUUCUGAGAUGCUCACAGCAGCAGGUUACAGCCACUAUGAGAUCAGCAGCUACUGCAUGGAGGGAUAUGAGUGCAAGCACAACCUCACAUACUGGCAGAACAAACCUUUCUACGGGUUCGGCCUCGGAUCAGCGAGCUACAUCAACGGCGCCAGGUUUUCGAGACCGCGAAGAAUAAAAGAGUAUGCAGAGUGGGUCCAAAAGCUGGAAGAAGGGGCGGUGAAUCAUGAGACUAGCAAUGUCGAAGUGAAGGAUUUGGCCAUGGAUGCUGUGAUGCUUUCUCUGAGAACAGCAAGAGGACUGGAGUGCAAAGCUUUCAGGCCUUUUGUGGAAAAUGGGCUUGUGGUCGCCAUGGACGAAGAGCGAGGGACGAUCCCGCCCCGAGAUUUUAUUAAGUCGCAGAUAAGUUCAGACAAUGAACUAGAGGAUAGAGUCGCGUUCAUUCGAUUGAGCGAUCCGGACGGCUUCUUGCUGUCCAAUGAGUUGAUUUCAAUUGCAUUUGGGGUUAUAUCCCCAUAACAUCAAUUUGUUAUUUUCUUCCACAAUUCUCAGCAAAUAAGUUCUACAAUAAUAUUCAAAUUCA
This is a messenger RNA of Ananas comosus (pineapple), 1633 nucleotides long. RefSeq names its product oxygen-independent coproporphyrinogen-III oxidase-like protein sll1917. Gene Ontology annotation, molecular function: 4 iron, 4 sulfur cluster binding; coproporphyrinogen oxidase activity. Lineage: Eukaryota; Viridiplantae; Streptophyta; Magnoliopsida; Poales; Bromeliaceae. Gene Ontology annotation, cellular component: cytoplasm. The record is from RefSeq and is a predicted model, not a curated record. Gene Ontology annotation, biological process: porphyrin-containing compound biosynthetic process.